Molecule: messenger RNA, 1572 nt
Organism: Pseudophryne corroboree (corroboree frog)
Lineage: Eukaryota; Metazoa; Chordata; Amphibia; Anura; Myobatrachidae
Gene: GJA9
Product: gap junction protein alpha 9
Exons: 1
Coding region: 1-1572 (523 amino acids)
Biological process (GO): cell-cell signaling
Cellular component (GO): connexin complex
Molecular function (GO): gap junction channel activity
Source: RefSeq, a predicted model, not a curated record
AUGGGAGACUGGAAUUUCCUUGGGGUCAUUCUGGAGGAAGUCCACAUCCACUCCACCAUAGUUGGAAAGAUCUGGCUUACCAUUCUGUUUAUAUUUCGUAUGCUGGUCUUGGGUGUGGCAGCUGAAGAAGUAUGGAAUGAUGAACAGUCACAGUUUGUAUGCAAUACAGACCAGCCUGGAUGCAAAACUGUGUGUUAUGACCAAGCAUUUCCUAUAUCCCUGAUUAGAUACUGGGUGCUGCAGGUCAUCUUUGUGUCUUCACCAUCAUUGGUUUAUAUGGGCCAUGCAAUUUACAGACUGAGGGCUCUUGAGAAAGAAAGGCACAGAAAGAAAGCUCAGUUGAAAGGAGAGCUUGAAGGAGUUGAGUAUGAGUUCACUGAGGACCGUAAGAGAUUAGAACGUGAAUUGAGACAACUGGAGCAAAGAAAACUCAAUAAGGCUCCCCUUCGAGGCUCUCUCCUCUGUACCUACAUCAUACAUAUAUUCACCAGAUCUGCUGUCGAGGUCGGCUUUAUGGUUGGUCAGCAUUUACUUUAUGGAGUUCAGCUGAAUCCUCUCUAUAAAUGUCAAAGAGACCCUUGUCCCAACGUGGUUGACUGUUUUGUAUCCAGACCUACCGAGAAGACAGUAUUUAUGCUAUUUAUGCAGUGUAUAGCAGCUGUCUCUCUGUUUCUUAACAUUCUGGAAAUAGGACAUCUUGGGGUGAAAAAAGUCAGAAAAGGAUGUAUAGUGCGAUAUAAAUUUAAAGAUGAAUUUGAUGAUUUUUAUGUAAUUAAACCCAAGAAACGUUCCACAGUAACUCAUACAUGCAUUGGCACAUCUUCUAGCCCUCAAAAGACCCUUCCUUCAGCACCCAGUAACUACACCUUGUUGAUGGAAAAGCAAAAUGAUCCAGCUGUAUAUCCAAUUUUAAAUCCUCCUUGUGGAUUUCAUCCUAUUGCAGAUAUGCGCACAGAGACCAGUAAUACAUGUAUUCUUGAUGAACAAGAAACCAAAUCCGCUAAUGAGGUUAACUCUGCAAACACAACAGAAAGUCACUUUCACAACACUAGCUCUAACAAUAAUGAAAGCAUGAAUAAAACAAUUGCUUCUGGGAAUAAGACUGCAAAAAACCCUCCACAGCGGAAAAGUGGUUUUAUCCGAAGCACUUAUUCCAGUGUUGAAAGUGCACAAGGUUUACAUAUGGGAAUAAUGACUGAGAUACCCUCAGAAGACAUGGAGGAUAGCUCUGCACAAAAUAGUAUUUGUGCCACAACUAGUAAUGCAUUACGAAAAUCCAGGAGGGUCAGUGCUCCAUGGCACUAUUCUAAGGUGGGCGAGAGAAGUGGCUAUAUACAGGAAUCUACCAGCAAAGGGCGUUACACUUUUGGUGCUAAUAGAUCAUGGGCACUCUCUAAAUCGGACCUAAAGGGAGUCAGCCGACCAGGUACACCAGAUGCUAUAGGAGAACACAAUCCAGAAUACAAGCAGAAUAAGGAGUGUGAUGGUCCUGUGACCUUUUCUCCAUCCCGACGGAUGUCACUGGCAAGUAACGCCAGCAGCAGACGUGUACCCACCGAUCUACAGAUCUAA